AUGAAUUUCUUCAAAGACAUGUCAUUUGCUGCAACUGCGUGGGCCCAAUACGCAUGUCCCGAUGCUGGCUUGUUUUGUGCCAGCUGCACCUCGCUGGCCAUCUGCACAGCAGCUGGUGCAACAGGGAACGAAAUAUCUUGCCAGACCGGCCAGCUGUGUGGCGUCUCCGGCUCCUUCGCCUCCUGCUACUCUGACACAGCCACCGAGACCUCAGCGUGUAAGUGCGAGACCAGCGGCGGCUACCUCGUGGAUCCUUACCUGCCCUCCCAGUACUUCCUUUGCCUACCUGGUGGGGAGCAACAGGCGGUAACUUGCGCUGGAACCGAGUCCUUCGACCCUGAGCAGAACGCCUGCACAGUUAUGCCUGAAAUAACCACUCCGACGCCGCCAACUUGCACAGUCGGGUUCUUCGCCGUGUCCUGCACCUCGUACUACGCCUGCACAAGCAGCUCGGGCGAAGGGACGGUGUACGACUGUCCCCCCGGCCAGUACUUCCACGAAGUUAAGGGUGUGUGCGUCCCCCCAGAGGAGCUGACGCCCACCCCGUUCUCGUGCGGGAGCGAGGACGGCGCCUUCGGUGACACGGUCAACUGUACCAUUUUCUACGUGUGUUCCGGCGGAAGCCAGUGCACUUGGAUUCUGCAAUGCGGGUACCUGCGAUAUUGA
Molecule: messenger RNA, 666 nt
Organism: Penaeus monodon (black tiger shrimp)
Lineage: Eukaryota; Metazoa; Arthropoda; Malacostraca; Decapoda; Penaeidae
Exons: 5
Coding region: 1-666 (221 amino acids)
Cellular component (GO): extracellular region
Molecular function (GO): chitin binding
Source: RefSeq, a predicted model, not a curated record